Molecule: messenger RNA, 1731 nt
Organism: Verticillium dahliae VdLs.17
Lineage: Eukaryota; Fungi; Ascomycota; Sordariomycetes; Glomerellales; Plectosphaerellaceae
Exons: 3
Coding region: 1-1731 (576 amino acids)
Source: RefSeq, a predicted model, not a curated record
AUGACGAAGGCACGGCGUGGGCCUUCACUCGUUCAGGCCCGCAGCCCUCCCGGCAACAAGAAUCACAAUCACCUCCAUUCCUUACAAAGACGUAACAUCAACACCAACCCUCAUAUCAACAGCAACAACGACGGCUCUGAGCCGCACCGCCAGCAUCACCAGUACCACAACCGUCAGGCCCCAGAUGCCGCACCAACCCCCGCUACCGAUUCAGCACUCGUCACUCACGUCGUCCAGACCGUCUCCGUCAUUCAGAUCGUCGACGGCAACGGCGAUCCUGUCCGCGUCCAGACUCAGUUUGCCGAACCUGCAACUGUGGUGGUCGACCCGGUCGCCGGCGUGACCGUCGACUAUUCUGUUUACCAGGCUGGUGGUGGUAUCCCAACAGCGCAGCCCGAACCUCCUGCCACCCCGGCCCCAGGAGAGGUGCAGCCAGCGUCUGCUCCCAAGCCUGCUGCCGAGCCUGCGCCGAUCCCUCAGACGGAUUCUCUUCCUUACCCCGAGACGAGUCCCUACCCCGAGACGAGUCCCUAUCCCGAGACGAGUCCCUAUCCCGAGACGAGUCCCUAUCCCGAGACGAACCCUCUGCCAGAGACCGCUCCGCUCGAACCCAGCUCUGUGCUGACCCCGGCGAUCCCAAGCGAUGAGACAGUACCGCCUACCUUUCCCCCGACGCCCAUGUCGUCUGAAGUUCCUCUAGAAAGUCAGGACCAGCUCCCGACGUCCGCUCCUUUGACCAUUCCUCCUGUAGCCUUCCCAACUCGGAGCGCUGGCUCCAAUUCGACAAUACCCGGCUCCAAAUCCAUACAACAGUCCCGCUAUGGCAACAACAAUAGCUCUUCACUGCGCCUUCUCGCCGAAACCGGCUCCGCCUCCUCGUCGCCCUACUUCACCACGACAUCUUCUCUUGCCAGCUCGACUGGUGCCUCGCUCUCGGGCUUUUCCUCUACCGCUUCAGGCGCCGCCGGCGCUGGAGCUGGGGGAGGAGGGGGCUCUACCCCUUCGGCCACGGCGACACCUGACCAGGACGCCGAUGAGGCGCCCGUUGAGACUGGCAUGGUCGUUGGUAGCGUGGUAGGCAGUAUUGCCGGCGCCGCCCUCAUUGUGUUCCUCGUUCUCUUCGCCCUGAAAAUGCGCAAGCGUCAACAGGGCCGCGUCAUGUUAGGUGAUGGGAGCAGCACCAACACCCGUGGCAUGCUGAUGGGUCCUAACGGUCCGUCCGGGGGCAACAACGGGGCCAGCGCUAUGGUUCAGAGAUCCCUGGGCCUCGGCUCCGCGACCCUUGCAGGGCUCGGCGCGAAGCGUGCCUCUCGCCAGGCUGCCGAGCAGCCCGAGGAAGCCGGCGAACGUAGUUUCUACCGGGUCUCCGGCAGAAAGCUUCCGCCCGUCCUCCAAGCUGGCGGCGAUGGAUACACCGACCCUCGCAUGAGUGUCGUCAGCAACGACGAGUCCGUCUACUACCGUCAAUCGACCACCUUCUUCGACGACCCAGCCUCCGGGUCUACAGCACCCCGACUGGCGCUGGGCUCGCCCAUGCGACCUGUCAGCGGCGUGCCCAUCAUGCGGUCCGGCCCGGCACGCACGCCCGUUCAGGAGUCGAACCCCUUUGCCGACCCCGCGCCGCCGUCUCGCCUGAUGGUUCCGCCCUUGCGGGAUGCCGUCGGCCGGUCUUUGACCUCACAGGACGGCUCCAGAGGUUCAGUCUCACGGUUCACGGAAGAGAUUCGAUGA